This is a messenger RNA of Pieris macdunnoughi, 957 nucleotides long. The record is from the annotation of a GenBank genome assembly. NCBI's taxonomy places the organism in Eukaryota, Metazoa, Arthropoda, Insecta, Lepidoptera, Pieridae.
AUGGAGCCUCUUAUCGAUAGGAAUAACUUCGCCGUGAGUGCUAUGGUUACUGUCGCGAUGCAAGUCUUAUUCUUCACCAUCGCAUCGCUCUCACAGAGUGAUAAGGUGACAGAUUUUACAGGAGGAGCCAAUUUUAUCAUCAUCGCUUUAUUGACUUUCUUUCUGGGACAAGGGGGCAACACUUUGAAAAGCUAUGAUAGCAGACAACUCAUGGUCACGGCGUUCGUGUGUUUGUGGGGUGUAAGACUAUCCGGGUAUCUUAUAUACAGGAUCUACCACAUAGGGCGAGAUAAACAAUUCGAAGAUCGCAAGAGUAACACACUGAGGUUUGCCGUUUUCUAUACAUUUCAAGCUGUUUGGGUGUACAUAGUCAGUCUUCCAGUUAUUAUCAUAAAUUCUUCACAUCAUUCGUAUCCAAAAGCUCCAAAAACUAUGACGACUUUGGAUUCAGCGGGAGCUGGGGUUUUUGUUUGUGGAUUGUUGAUUGAAACCUAUGCAGAUUUACAGAAAUUCGCGUUUAGGCAGGAACCUGCCAAUCAAGGAAAAUGGUGCAACGAUGGACUUUGGGGUUUGUCUCGACACCCGAAUUAUUUCGGCGAAGUGGUUUUGUGGUGGGGUAUAUUUAUAAUAUCGCUCAACAUUAUUGAAGGUAUCGAAUUCAUUGCAAUAUUAUCACCACUGUUCACGACCGCCAUUAUUUUAUUCUUAUCAGGAAUACCGCUCCUCGAACGAUCCGCGGACGAAAAGUACAGAGAUAACCCAGAUUAUUUAUAUUACAAGUCGUCUACGUCCCCUUUUAUACCGAUACCGCCGUCGUUUUACGUGGAAGUGCCAAAGUUCCUUAAAUGUCUAAUUUGUUGUGAGUUUCCGAUAUACGACUACACAAGCGAAGAGUUUGCGGCGCCCACUAUCAUCACCGAGACCACCAGCAUAUCGAUGGUACAGUCCCAGACAUAG